ACAAACGCACGUUUCUUAUGACCGUCUCGUUACAACCAAUCGACGACGAGCGAUCCGUAGAUUCGUUUCCCUCCAACGGAAGAAAGUUAGACACUGGUUGGACACGUCAGAAUAUAUAUAUAUAUAUAUAUAUACAUAUAAAUAUUUGAAAGAUUGUUUUGCAUUUAUAUACAAUAUAUACUGAAAAUGGUGUUCUGAGAGGAGGAUCUGUGCGCGAGAAGAGGAGUGGUUUCCCCUCAUAGAUGAUGAACGCGAAUCUUGCGUGACAGGAGUAGAAAGGCGGCAAAUUACCGUUUCUUCGGGAUGAAGCGUCUCGAACACGCUCCCGGUCAAAGGCAUUGACGACAUCCAACGACAUCGCGUUUGACGCCGUCCAAGUACGAUGUCAGCCAACAGUAGCUCGUCCUCUCGCAAGGCCUGCUGCUUCUGCAAUUCGAAGGAGAACGACGAGUUAGAGUAUGGAAAGAUCUACGAACAUGAUGGAAUUGUUACGCACUAUUAUUGUCUGCUCUUGUCUUCGAACAUGGAACAGAAAGGAAACGAUGAUGAAGGCAUACUUGGAUUUCUUGCGGAAGACAUACAAAAGGAACUUCGCAGGGGAAAGAGAUUGGUAUGUUCUUACUGCAAAAAGAUUGGUGCUACUUUGGGUUGCUGUAACAUAAGGUGUAAAAAGAUUUUCCACCUCCCCUGUGGCUUGAAAGCUGGUUCUUUACAUCAGUUUUUUGGUGAAUUCAGAUCAUAUUGUGUAAAUCAUAGACCAAAACAAAAGGUCGAUGAACAUAUUGUAAAGCAGAUUGGUUCAGUAGAUAAUGUAUUAUGUUAUAUUUGUUAUGACAAAGUUAACGCCGAUGACUUUGUGAAAACUCUAUGGGCUCCUUGCUGUAAAAAGGACGCAUGGUUUCAUCGUAAUUGUAUUCAGCAACUUGCAUUGAGUGCAGGAUAUUUUUUCAAGUGUCCUUUAUGUAACAAUAAAAAAGAUUUUCAAAAAGCUAUGUUGGAAUACGGCAUUUUUGUGCCGAGUCAAGAUGCUUCAUGGGAAUUGGUACCAAACGCAUUUGAAGAGCUCUUGUAUAGACACGAUCAGUGUGAUGCAACAAAAUGUCUUUGUCCAAAGGGAAGGAAAUAUACGAGCAAUAAUGCUAAAUGGGAAUUGGCAUUAUGUCGGACUUGCGGUUCACAAGGCAUCCAUAUGGCUUGUGGGCAGUUAAAGUGGGCAAAUCCAGUAUGGGAAUGCGAGGAAUGUACUUCCAUAUUACGUAAUUCAGAUAAUAACAAAUGUGCAAGAUUGAAUAACAGUUCAACAAUAGGCAGUUCCAGUCAGAAUAAAGAUUCAAAUUCUGAUUCAGACUCUGAGCAAGAUUCAGACUCUGAUUCAGAUUUGGAUAGUGAUACAGAUAUCUCUGUGGGAACUGAUUUUCCCAUGCCGCCGUAUUCAUUAGCCAGUAAUUCAUCUUCAUCUCUUCUUAACUCUUCAUUGGAUUCUAUUCUGGACGUUAAAUUGCGACCUGGACCACGAUCUUUCAAAUUACAGCAGCAAAUGAACAAAUUAGAAAAAUGCCGGUUGGAUUUAGCAAAUACUAAUCUUGAAAAAAAUAUAACCACUGAAGUUAGUUUAAAAGAUACUAGAGAAUUAUUGAAUGAUGAUGAGAAGAAAAAACCAUCGAUAAGUAAAGAAAAUAUUUUUCAACAAGGAAGUAAGGAAGAUAGCUCUCAGAAUAAAAGUAAGGAAGAUAGCUCUCGGAAUGAAAAUAAGGAAAAUAGUCCUCGGAAAGAAAAACAAGUGACCCAAAAUGGAGAAAAAGCUCGACCAAAGGAAGCAGAUGUUAUUACAAUUGAAAGCGACAACGAUGAUGUAGAGAUUAUUUCAUUAAUUAAACCAAAAAUAAAUGAAACGAAAACUCCACCUCUACGCAUGCAGCAGUCUACACAAUCGAGUAGCUCGCGUGUUUCUGAUGCACCAACAACAUCAGAAUGGUCUUUAGAAUCGUUGAUACGUACAAUGUUAAAUACUAAAGAUAAUUCUGCAAAACUUAAAAGCGCAGCAAUCAAUUUAUUGAAAUAUGAUGAUAUCAGUCUAUCAAAAUCUACUGUAUUAGAGUCAAAGGCUUUUAAUACAAAUGAAACUAUCGCCUUAGAUCAAGUCGCUGAAAUUACACCACGAGAAUCCACAUCAGAUGUAGCUGCUUCAAACAGUGAAUUGGAGGAAACAAAUACGGAAAUAGAUUUAAGUAAAACAUCUCUUAUGAAUAUAAAAAUUACUAAUGUUACUUCUCUGCCGCCUGAAGUAUUCGAAAGUGUACCUGACGUAUGCAGUGACGUUAAAUCACAUGAGAAUACUACUGAUACCUCGUCUCUUUCUCAAAAUAAAAUGUUGGAACAACUUUUCACACAUGCCUUGUCUACAAAACGUAGCAUACAUGAAGUGAAUGGCGUUACUGACAACCGUAAGAAAAUCAAAAGUUUUGACGAAAAAUUAUCUGAAGCGAGUUCUGCAGUCAGCGUUAUUGUUGCAAAUAAUUCAAAAAUUACAAAAAAUGAUAUACCAAUGACAAAUACAAUAAGUAAUAUGAAUAGGCAGCAAAACGUAAGCAAAGCACCUGCAAGCGAGAUUAUCAAUGAUAAAAAUUUCUUGAAAUGCAUAUCUGCAUCUAGAAUCAACAUUUUACCUCCGCUAAAUAAUAUUCAAAAGAAUGACUUACCUACACGAUUCAUAUCACUUAAUGAGGUGGAUGGUGCGAGUCAAAUUGUAUCGCAUUUGAAAAAAAACGGUGUACCUGUUACCAAAAACGAUCAAGUUUAUUUGCAAUUUUCGGGUGGCAGUUUUUAUUUGCAACCAAUACCAAACCCCUCGAGCAUUAGAUUUACUCAAAAUGCAGAUAAAACAAACGUGUUUACUAUACCAUCGAGUAAUACAAUUCAUAAGUUAAACAAUGCAAAUAAUGUCGUCAAAACCAUGCUUUUAAAGGAACCAAUCAACAAGGCUAAUGUAACUGCCGCACCUGUUCCAAAUACAAUCGAUAAUCGAAUAUUAAUAGUAAAUCAACAAGGAACUUCCUCGAAGGGAGAUGUACUUCCUAGUACAUCCAGUGUUAGAAAUGACUCAACAAACAAAUCCUACUGUGACGGGGAUGCAGGCACCAGACCUGCUGAGACCGAAUCGACUAGCCGGGAGAAGGACGAUCUACCAAGCGAUUCCCAUAGAAGUGGGCUCAGUAAACAGGAGGUCAAUGGUUCUGUUGCCUGCAAUGUCUUCCCCCAAGUCACAAACAAUCACAACACCUGUCGUCAACCUAGACUAAUACCGCGUUACAUGAAUUUACACGACCUCAAAUUUCGAAUCUGCGACUCGAACAAUGUUCAGAUGACUCUAUACGAUAUGUUCUCCGUAAAGAUCUCGUUGAAGAAUUCUAAGAACAAUAAAAAUAGAUUAGUAAGCGCGGCUGUACCGCAGGAGUCACAAGGAUCCCCCGCCCUGGCAUCUCUUGAAGCUUCGUGCAGUUCAGAUUACACCGAUAAUACCUCAACUGAGAGACAAUGUACCGAGAAAUUUUUUCGCUCUUUAACAAAUUGUUCAAUUAACGACAAGAGUGCAUGCGCUAAAUACGUAACGCAUGACGACGCUAAAGAGAAUUUAGAUCCGGUUAGACCCACGAGAAUACUCUCGUGUAACAGCACAUUAGACAAUUUAAAUCUGACGAGUAAUGUUGAUGACACGGUGUCUGUGAAUGACUCUUUCCGUGACGAAGAUGACAAUGAGCAUCUCAUUUCAAGUGAUAUUAAUUUAAGUAUUGUAAAUCGAACGAUUUGUAAUACAAAUGUAGAUAAUGUUACGGAUAACAUGAGUAACCAAGGUUCGCGAGUCAAUUUAGAAAGUGUGCAGCAGCAUAAACAAGCGCCUAUGUGUAAUGCGUUUCUUGCGCCUGCAGAAAAAAAGUCUGAGACUCUGCUAUUUUGUAAGGAUACUAAUAGAAUAGUACACGAUACUGAUGUUGAUUUGAACAUUGUUAAUAUGAAUAAAAAUAUUGAAAAAGUAUCGCAAGAUAUUACUGUUCUAACGAGUCGACAUAUCGAUGGCGAUAGAAGUGGCAAUUAUCAUACAGACGAUUCUUCGACGUUACGGAACGACUAUAAACAGUUGGACAGUACGAAUAUAAUGAAAUCAAAGAUUAAUAAUCAGAAUGUUGUCACGCGUGCCUCAAAUAUUACAAAAUUUAACGAACACAGUAUUUUGAAUAAGCAGAUCGAUGCAUGCGAUUCUAAAAAAUUUAUUCGAUACGUGACGUUUCAGGAAAAUGUACGUAAUGAUGGGACUAAGAUCAAAAGUAACGACAAAUUUUGCCUAAAAGUGAGCGUAGAUUUAUGUAAGAUUCAAAACCUAAUCGAUUCUAAACCGGAAUUAUUUCAAAAUCACAAGAACGAACAACAGCGGCAAGACGCCAACGAACAGCAGCGUACGUGUGCAAGUCGAUUACUUGGCCUAAAUCAUUGUGUUCGACAACAAACAAAAUACUGUGAUAUUCAGAAUGGAGAUAACAUUAACAACUGUCUGCUCAAGAAUAGGGAAAAAUCAAAUACAUUCCUACAAAGAUCGAAUCAAGGAAUCGGAUAUUUUGAUAAAGACACCUUGGAUAGAUAGGGGUAACAUGGAGAAUACUCUGUAUGAUAAUAAAUUUAGUUAUUAUAAAACAGGAAAAAUCGAUAUUUAAAAUCGCUAUAAAUAAUUUUAUAAAUAAUUUGUAAAAUAUGCAAAAUACAUGCACUACUUGUUAAUGAAUAAAAUUCUUUUUAUACUUUUAUUGGUAAAAGUAAAUCGAAAAUAUGAGCCAUAGUUUUGAUUAAAUUUACUAAAUUUUCUCCUUUAAAUUGUAACAUAGUUGCCAGAUAUUUUAUUGGCAUAAUAUUCUUUGAUAUAUACACAUAUACAGAUGUAAAAUUAUUUUUCAUGUUACAUAAUGUAAUAAAAUGAUUUUAUUUAUACAUUA
This is a messenger RNA of Monomorium pharaonis (pharaoh ant), 4982 nucleotides long. Its product is annotated as dentin sialophosphoprotein. The coding region runs from base 383 to 4636 and encodes 1417 amino acids. The record is from RefSeq and is a predicted model, not a curated record. Gene Ontology annotation, cellular component: nucleus. The transcript is spliced from 16 exons. Lineage: Eukaryota; Metazoa; Arthropoda; Insecta; Hymenoptera; Formicidae.